This is a messenger RNA of Sorex araneus (European shrew), 966 nucleotides long. It is a transcript of the gene NKX3-2, whose product is annotated as NK3 homeobox 2. Gene Ontology annotation, cellular component: nucleus. Gene Ontology annotation, molecular function: DNA-binding transcription factor activity, RNA polymerase II-specific; RNA polymerase II cis-regulatory region sequence-specific DNA binding. Gene Ontology annotation, biological process: regulation of transcription by RNA polymerase II; cell differentiation. Bases 1 to 966 code for a protein of 321 amino acids. The transcript has 2 exons. NCBI's taxonomy places the organism in Eukaryota, Metazoa, Chordata, Mammalia, Eulipotyphla, Soricidae. The record is from RefSeq and is a predicted model, not a curated record.
AUGGCCGUGCGCGGCGCCCACACCUUGACGCCCUUCUCCAUCCAGGCCAUCCUCAACAAGAAGGACGAGCGCGCCGCGCUGCCCGCGCCCGACGGCCGGCCGGCCCCCGCGGGCGCAGCGGUGGCGUUGGCCGCGGCGCCCGGCGUCUGCUGCUGGCGGCUCUUCGGGGAGACGGACGCGGGCGCGCUGGGGGGCGCCGAGGACUCGCCGCUGGCGUCUCCGGUGAGGACCCGGACGGCUGCGGGGCGCAGCGCGGAGAGCCCGGGCGGCUGGGACUCGGACUCGGCACUGAGCGACGACAACGCGCCGGGGGCCAGCCGAGCCGCCGCCGGGGCCCUGGGCCAGCCGCUCUGCCCGCUGCCCGACGCCAAGGACCUGGACGAGGAAGCCGCGGGCCGCAGCGACAGCGAGAUGUCGGCCAGCGUCUCAGGCGACCGCAGCCCGAGGGCGGAGGACGACGGUGUUGGCCCAGGAGGCGCCCGCGCUGCGGAGCUGUGCGGCGGCGGCGUUGGAGGCGGCGGCGGUGGGCCGGCGGGCGGCGCGGAGGAGGAGGAAGAGCCCGCGGCGCCCAAGCCGCGCAAGAAGCGCUCGCGGGCCGCCUUCUCGCACGCGCAGGUCUUCGAGCUGGAGCGGCGCUUCAACCACCAGCGCUACCUGUCGGGGCCCGAGCGCGCCGACCUGGCCGCGUCGCUGAAGCUCACCGAGACGCAGGUGAAGAUCUGGUUCCAGAACCGCCGCUACAAGACCAAGCGCCGGCAGAUGGCCGCGGACCUGCUGGCCUCGGCGCCCGCCGCCAAGAAGGUGGCCGUGAAAGUGCUGGUCCGCGACGACCAGAGACAGUACCUGCCCGGCGAGGUGCUGCGGCCGCCGUCGCUGCUGCCCCUGCCGCCCUCCUACUACUACCCCUAUUACUGCCUCCCGGGCUGGGCGCUGUCCCCGUGCGCCGCCGCCGCGGGCACCCAGUGA